ACUGUGUCCAGAGUGGCGUAUGCCUCGGGUAGGGCCGCAUCAAACACUAAGCUACUAUUCGCACCGUCCUUGGCGGCGUUCGUGGCGGAGUUCCCGCUCUGACUGGCGGUCAGCAUGAUCUGGACGUCCGAGCGAGAGCGCGACGUCAUCUCUCACCGGCUCUUCUCACUCCGCGCUGCACAAUCUCUUUCUUCCUUUCUCUCCUCUAAGAAAAUCUCUGAGAGGAUGCGCGGUAAAAAUAGCGCGAUUUCGCAUGCACCGGCCGGACAAGUUUUGAAGCUCCGACGAUCCCGUGAACUGAACGUGACUAGCUAGCUCGAGUUCUUUUCUGACUCAAAAGGCAACCAAGACACACGUACACAGGUAGAUGGCCU
Geodia barretti is the source of this 374-nucleotide messenger RNA. Lineage: Eukaryota; Metazoa; Porifera; Demospongiae; Tetractinellida; Geodiidae. The record is from the annotation of a GenBank genome assembly.